Lucilia sericata (common green bottle fly) is the source of this 2976-nucleotide messenger RNA. Its product is annotated as palmitoyltransferase ZDHHC3-like. NCBI's taxonomy places the organism in Eukaryota, Metazoa, Arthropoda, Insecta, Diptera, Calliphoridae. Gene Ontology annotation, cellular component: Golgi apparatus; endoplasmic reticulum. The coding region runs from base 346 to 1179 and encodes 277 amino acids. The record is from RefSeq and is a predicted model, not a curated record. Gene Ontology annotation, molecular function: protein-cysteine S-palmitoyltransferase activity. Gene Ontology annotation, biological process: protein targeting to membrane; peptidyl-L-cysteine S-palmitoylation. The transcript is spliced from 3 exons.
AAAGACAAUAAAAAAGAUUUGGAGUCACUGUAUAGAAAAACGAAAUAUCACAAAAAAGAAAAGGAAACACAAUUUUUAUUAUUUUCAAAAGAAAUUAAAAGCAACAGAGAUUUUGUUUAAAUAAAUAAUCAAUGAAAAUUGAAACAAACAAAAUGAACAAGUGAAAAUCUUAUCGGAAGUACAAAAAGCAAGGUCUUGUUUUAUUCUCCCAAAUACUAUUCAGGCAAUAGGGUUGACUGCCACCGAAAAAACAGCAGUAUUAAAAUACUAAAUAAAACAGUUAUAGAAAAUAAAAUAAUAUUUAAUUAAUAACAAAAAUACUUGCAUUAAAGAAAUUUAACUACAAUGAGGUUCGUUCGAGAUCCCUGUGGUGUGGCUUGUCUGAUAAUUACAUAUAUGAUGGUAAUUUAUGCUGAUUAUGUGGUGAUGAGAUGGAUUAUUUUGCAGACAAUGCAUGACAGUAUUUGGGCUCCUUUACAUGUGGUCCUAUUCAAUACCGUCGUUUUCCUAUUGGGUUUGUCACAUCUAAAGGCGGUUUUAUCCGAUCCGGGAACUGUGCCCUUGCCAGCAAAUCGUCUAGAUUUUUCUGAUUUACAUACGGUGGGUAAAAAUAAUGUUACAGGCAAUGGUCACAAUGAGUGGACGGUGUGUACACGUUGUGAAACUUAUCGGCCACCGCGAGCUCAUCAUUGUCGCAUUUGUAAGCGCUGUAUUAGACGUAUGGACCAUCAUUGUCCCUGGAUUAACAAUUGUGUGGGUGAACGAAAUCAAAAGUUUUUCUUGCAAUUUUUGGUAUAUGUUGGCAUGCUGGCGCUAUACUCUAUUGCAUUAGUUGUAGGAUCUUGGGUAUAUCCGUGUGAGGAAUGUGGAUCGGAUACAUUGGAGUCGCAGACAAGAUUAUUACACAGUGUUAUAUUGCUUUUGGAAUCGGCUUUAUUUGGUUUAUUCGUUUUAGCGAUAAUGGUAGAUCAAAUGCACGCCAUAUUACACGAUGAAACCGCCGUAGAACAGGCUCAACAAAAGGGUUCAUAUCGACCAAAUAGACGUAAAUUUUAUUUAUUAGCUGAUGUCUUUGGUAGAGGUCAUCCCGCUUGUUGGCUGUUGCCUUGUACAAGUUUUUCAUCGUCCUCCUCUACUCUGCGUUACUAUGAUACUCCCCUACUGAGUCAUGAUGUUUAAAUGAAAUUUAAAUGUAGAAGAAAAAAAUAUAAAUAUAAUAUCUAUUUUUUAUUAUUAACAUUUUCUCAUUAAAAAGUAAUUGUUAUUAUUUUAAGUAGAAUUUCUUUUGCAAGCAGAAAUCCUUAUAAUUUUCCUUUUGCAUUUAAUAUUCUAUUGUGCUGUAAAAUAUACUCUUGAUAAUAUUUAUUUAUUUAUUUUUAUUUAAUUUACAUAUUUUGUUUAUGUAUAGUUUCAUCGUAAUUCCCUUCUUGAUUCUAAUUCAUUUAUACAUGCAUAUAUCGUCACCUGAAAUUCAAAAUUUUACAGAAGAGACAAAAAACUAAAUAAAAUUAAAACUAUUGGGAGAAUCCAUAUCAAAACGAACAGAAAAUAGCAAUUUUCGGAUUUACCAUCUCCGAUUUUAAUAAAAUUUCCAACACAUAUUAAAAGUGUUCAUCUAAUCAAUGACUUUUUGAUCGGGAUUCCGUUUCAAUACAAAAAUAUCGCGCUUUGAAAUUUUAAAAAUAUGUUAAAAUUGUCCGAAAGUAUAUACAUAUACAUAUAUACAUAUAAAUUGAAAUUGAUUACACUGUGUAUUUUUUCUGUUUGUUUAAUUUUUCAUAUGAUUUUGUAUAAAAAACUUGCUUAUAGUGGGUUAAUAAUACCUGAAUUACACGAGUCUCCAUUGAAAAAAUUCACUAAAAUGGAGAAGAGAGUUUAGGUAUCCUCAUACCAUGUAUUUUUAUAAUUUUUAACACGGGGCUGUCUGACCUAUUUGACAUUGAAAUAUACACUAUGAAAGUUGACCUUUAACCUUUUGGAAGCAAAAUAUUCUAUUCACGCGAUUUUAAAGGCUUUAAUAUGAAAUAAAAAAUGUUGGACUUUAAGUAGUUUCAGAGUUAUGGGCAAAAUGUAAAUGUACUUUUAUGAAAUUUUAUGAAAUCACGUGUAUGUACUUUUAUAAAAUUUUAACAUAUUUUUCAAUUUUCAAAUCAAAAGUCAAUGAUAUGUUGAACAUAUUAUGUAUAUUAUAUGUGUGGUAAGUUUCAUUAAAAUCGGAGAUGGUAAAUCCGACUGCUGUCCGCUUUCACAUGGAUUCUCCCUAUUGUUGUUAUAAAAAUGUCUCUUUGUAUAUCAAUAAACAUGUUUCAAUAUAAAUUUAUAACAUUAUUGUGUUGCUUUUUAGGACUUUCUAAAAGCAUUUUGAAUUUUAUGUUAAUAAAAUUGGUGUUUUUGACAAUAAAGUUUACAUUUUCAAUGAAAAAGUCGAUUUUAAAAUUUGUUGGUUGUUACGCCUUUUUGCAUUUCAGAUGACGAUAUUGUAUUAUGUUGUUCAAUUUAAUUUUUUAUUUUGAUUAUUGUAUAUGUAAUUGGAAGAUUAAAAAGAAUUAAUUAGCCUUAAUUGUAAUUAUAAUUUAAAAUAAUAUUAAACAUAAUCACAUUUUUUAAACAGAUUACAGUUCUUAAUAUCAAUGGAAAAUGUAUUAAUGAACUAACAAACUAUCUCUAUAUAUCUGUAUAAUUAAUUUUAAGUGGAGCCUUUAAAAUUUGAAUCUUAUAACUAAUUAAUGAUAUUAUAAUUAUUUACUGUGAAAAUGCAUUUAGGUUUUAUUUGUACUGAUUGGUUUAAUCGAGGAGGUACAAAAUAAAUUAAUUGUUUAAGGUUUGAGACAUUAAAGAAACAAAAAUGAAAGAAAUAUAGCAAGAAUAAUACUUUCUUAUAAACCUCAAUAUUUAGGACGAUGUUCGGCAACAUGAAUUUAUAAUGUAAAAUUUAAUUAAAAAAAUAAAAUAUUAGUGAGUACACACAUAUUUUAA